GUAGCUCCCCCAGCAGUUCGAUCAUGAUUGCCUGUUCGAUCAGUGGUGUGGUGUGUCAACACUGCUGGUAGAAGCAGAAGCCCGAUGAACCCAAUGUGUUGAGCUCGGUCCAGCUGCAGUAUAUGCAAAUUUUCUGAUGCCAGGUAUAUCCAAGGAGCUAGCUGUGUGUGAGUGAUGGACUCUAUGCUCCAGCAAGUUGUGGGACAAGGGGACAAACUGCAUUCUUGGUGUCUCCAAUUCCUUGCCAAGAAACCUCAUGAAGUCAUGAUAAAUCCCCGCCAUCACACAACCAAAGCAACUGCAAGCUAGCUUCAACCAAGACAUCUUGCAAUGGCAUUCAACUACUCCAUUGUGUUCCUGGUGCUUGCUCUCUCAGCGCCACUGGCUGUCCUGGGCGGCGACCCAGACAUCCUCACCGACUACAUCAUCCCGGCUAACGCCAACAUCACCGGCAACUUCUUCACCUACACCGGCUUCCGCGCCGCCAUGAACAUGACCAUGCCGAUGCCGAUGCCCAACUUCAUGGUGACCAAGGCCACCAUGGUGGAGUUCCCGGCGCUCAACGGCCAGGGCGUCUCCUACGCCAUGCUCAUGUUCCCGCCGGACUCCGUGAACCCCACGCACACCCACCCGCGCUCCGCCGAGCUGCUGCUCGUCCUCGACGGUGCGCUCUCCGUCGGCUUCGUCGACACGGCCAACAAGCUCUACACCCAGGACCUGGCCGCCGGCGACAUCUUCGUGUUCCCCAAGGGCAUGGUGCACUGGCAGUUCAACCGGGGGACCGAGCCCACCACCGCGCUCUCGGCGUUCGGGAGCGCGGCAGCCGGGGUCGUGUCGGUCCCUGUCACCGUGUUCGGCACCGGCAUCGACGACGCCGUCCUCGCCAAGUCGUUCAAGACUGACGUGCCGACGAUCCAGAAGCUCAAGGCAGGCCUAGCUCCCAAGGCUUAAGUCACACUAGUGUUCUUGAAAAUUUUCACUUUUGGUAUUGCUUGUUCAAAUAACAGUACUAUCAGGGAAACGU
Molecule: messenger RNA, 1024 nt
Organism: Phragmites australis (common reed)
Lineage: Eukaryota; Viridiplantae; Streptophyta; Magnoliopsida; Poales; Poaceae
Product: germin-like protein 9-3
Exons: 1
Coding region: 331-951 (206 amino acids)
Cellular component (GO): cell wall
Molecular function (GO): manganese ion binding
Source: RefSeq, a predicted model, not a curated record